AUGUCCGAAACUCGAAAUAUUGUAGUGGUAGGAGCCUCAUUUGGUGGCCUUGGAGUCGCCCACUACAUCUGCAAGCAUAUUUUACCGAAGCUUCGCCAAUCCCAGGAUGCGAAAUAUGUGCUACAUCUCAUCGAUCCAUCAACACAUUUCUGGUGGCACAUUGCAGCGCCUCGACAGAUUGUCUCAGUCAAAGAGUUGACGAUUGAGAAGAGCUUCGUGCCUAUCAAGGACUGCUUCAAACAAUAUCCAACCCUUCAGGACUCGAUCGUCUUCACACAAGCAUCUGCAACUGCUCUCAACACACAGGACCGCAAAUUGACCAUCACCAAAGCCGAUGGCAGCUCGGAGACUCUGGACUACUAUGCACUCGUGAUAGCAACUGGGGUGAAGACACCGACACCACUUACAGGCUUCCAUGGCAACUACACUGUUUCCGAGCAAGCCCUGAAGGACAUGAACGCCAAGCUCGCCUCCGCGAAGGAAAUUGUGAUUUCUGGAGGCGGCCCGGUCGGCGUAGAAACAGCUGGUGAGAUUGCCACGCAGUAUGGCAGCAAGGCCAAGAUCACCCUCAUUGCCGGCGGUGACAAACUCCUUCCCGUCUUGAACAAGUCCCGCGCUGAAAAGGCGCAGAGGCUGCUGGAGAAGAUUGGAGUCAAGGUCGUCUACGGCGUGAAGGCUACUGGAAAGAAUGACACUGCUGAUGGCAAGACUGAGGUCCUUCUGGACAAUGGCAAAUCCAUGACAGCGGAUGUCUACAUUCCCGCUUACGGAGUGACGCCGAAUACUGACUGGCUGCCCGAGGAACUGAGAGGCCCCAAGGGCUAUGUGGCCACGAAUGCUGCCACGCUGAGAGUCGACAAAGCUGGAGCGCGAGUCUAUGCGGCGGGUGAUGUGGCUGGAGUUGAUAAAGGAGGCGUGAUGGCAAUGAAUGCUACCAUUCCGAUCCUUGGCUCUAACAUGGCCCAUGAUCUGCUCGAAGAUGCCAAGGCCGGAACUUCGCCAGAGAAGAAAUAUGCCUUCAAAGAGGCGGAGACUCAGGUUGUGCCGGUGGGACCAAAGACUGGCGUUGCAGCCUUCAAUGGUUGGGGCAUGCCAGCUUUCGCUGUCCGCCUCAUUAAAGGAAAGGACUACAUGUUAGGUUUC
Messenger RNA from Pseudocercospora fijiensis CIRAD86, 1143 nucleotides. RefSeq lists its product as uncharacterized. The transcript has 3 exons. Lineage: Eukaryota; Fungi; Ascomycota; Dothideomycetes; Mycosphaerellales; Mycosphaerellaceae. Gene Ontology annotation, cellular component: cytoplasm. Gene Ontology annotation, molecular function: flavin adenine dinucleotide binding; electron-transferring-flavoprotein dehydrogenase activity. The record is from RefSeq and is a predicted model, not a curated record. The annotation marks the transcript as partial.